AUGGCGAACCCAGCUGAAGUUUCAGCUUUGAAUCGCAUCAAGCUGCAUCUUUUAGGUGAACUCUCUCCACUGGGCACUCCCCAAAAUAGACAACCUUGCUUCGAAUUUGACGAAACAAACCCUAGCCCUUCUCAAUCUUCUACCUCUGACUCUUCCAUGUCGUUGAAUCACUACUUCACUGAGCUCCUCGAACCUGAGAUUCAAGUCCCCGUCUUCGAGUUCGACUCCAAACCUCAAAUAAUCGACCUCGAGACCCCGAGGCCCCUGACAUCGGUUGAGAAGAAACCUCAAACGAAUCGCAAACCGUCGCUGCAGAUCUCUCUCCCGAAGAAGACUGAGUGGAUCCAAUUCGGGAACCCGGAUCCUAACCCGAAGAUGGUCUGGCCGGAGAGCCAGCCGGAGAAGAAGCACUACAGAGGAGUCCGGCAACGGCCAUGGGGGAAGUUCGCCGCCGAGAUCCGCGACCCAAGCAAGCGCGGGUCAAGAGUUUGGCUUGGAACCUUCGACACUGCCAUCGAUGCCGCCAAGGCCUACGACCGCGCCGCCUUCAGGCUCCGCGGUUCCAAAGCCAUCCUCAACUUUCCACUUGAAGUAGUCUCGGCGGCGGAGAACACCGACGCCGAAGGCGAGAGGAAGCGGCGGCGCGAGGAGGAGGUGGAGGAAGUAAAGACGGUGGUGAAGAAGGAGAAAACAACGGAACAGGAGGUGAACUGUUUUAGAGAGACGCCGUUAACGCCGUCUAUGUGGACUGGGUUCUGGGAUAGUGAUGUGAAGGAGAUUUUCAACGUUCCGCCGUUGUCGCCGUUAUCUCCUCUUCCGGCUUUUGCAUUUUCACCACUCAUGGUUGUGUGA
Molecule: messenger RNA, 852 nt
Organism: Sphenostylis stenocarpa
Lineage: Eukaryota; Viridiplantae; Streptophyta; Magnoliopsida; Fabales; Fabaceae
Source: the annotation of a GenBank genome assembly